Messenger RNA from Fonsecaea monophora, 1866 nucleotides. RefSeq names its product glycogen debranching enzyme. Bases 1 to 1866 code for a protein of 621 amino acids. The transcript is spliced from 11 exons. The record is from RefSeq and is a predicted model, not a curated record. Gene Ontology annotation, molecular function: transmembrane transporter activity. Lineage: Eukaryota; Fungi; Ascomycota; Eurotiomycetes; Chaetothyriales; Herpotrichiellaceae. Gene Ontology annotation, biological process: transmembrane transport. Gene Ontology annotation, cellular component: membrane.
AUGGCUGGGGAAAAACCUUCUCUGGAAGAGUCAACCGGGACGAGAGAUGUCCCAAUCCAAGCCUUGGGAGAGGAUUCAAUGACAUGGCGUUCUGCAUUUACGCCCCGAGUCAUUCUCAAUCUAUUUUUCCUGGGCAUUGCCAAUGCCUCAGCCACGGGAAUCGUUAUAUUCUUGUCAAUCCUCUUGAAUCAGUACCAAGCCACAUUUGGCCCGUCCACCAUUUCUGGCUGGACACCCAUUGCACAUCUUACCGUGGCUACUUGUCUGUUCCCGUUGAGUGGCCGCUGGUCCGAUCUAAUUGGACGACGAUACUUCUUCAUUGCCGCCAAUGUCUUUGCUGUGAUUGGGAACAUUAUUUGCGCCAAAGCAGAUUCAUUUAACAUGAUGAUAGCAGGUUCUGCUGUUUCUGGUGUCUCCACCGCUUGUAAUCAGCUCGCUCAAGCUGCAAUGCAAGAGCUGGUACCAAAUCAAUUCAAGCCCUAUGUCUUGUCUAUAUUAUCGGUCACCACGAUCCCUAUUCAAUUCGCUCCGCUUAUUGCCGGCUCAUUCGUUAGCGACUAUUCGAUCAGCUGGAGAGGAUGUUGGUGGGUGAUGACAGCGAUUAAUGGGAGUGUAUUGGUCGGAAUCGUGGCACUCUACUUUCCCCCAGACAGAACUACAGUUCAGGAAGAGGGAACUCUCAGCCAAAGAAGUCUCAAGUACGAAGUCAUUCACUUCGACUGGAUCGGCUUUGUGGUUCUUGCGGGAUCCCUUACCUCGAUGCUUAUCGGCCUCCAGUGGGGUGGAACAAGUUAUCCUUGGUCAUCGGGUCAUGUAUUGGGGCCACUCAUCACGGGUAUUGUCGCAUUGAUCGGCUUCUGCAUCUAUGAAGCCGUUGUACGACCGGAGAUACCAUUGGUCUCGAUGAAACUUCUUGGACAUGUUCGAUCAUUCGUCAUGCCCACCAUUGUCGUCGGAGUUUCAGCAAUGUGUUAUUACUCGCUCAACAUACUCUGGCCACUCAUGAUCGCAUCUUUGUGGACAUCGAAUGCACGGACACAGAGCUACUUUCAGAUGGUGGCGCCUGUAGCCAAUAUCAUCGGAGGCACUCUCUACGGCCCUAUUGCCAAAAAGCUCAAAUUUUACAAAUACCAGAUGGUUGUCGGUGUUCUCAUUCAAGGAGCCUUCACAGCUGCGCUGGCGGCCAGCGACUCCGGAUCUAGGGUCAUGUCCUCUGCUUUUGUUGCAGUGGCAUCCUUUUUCCUGGUCUUCAUCCAGCUCAACGCCAUGCUUUGUAUUUCGACAAGCCUCCCUACCACCUUACUUGGAUCGGCCUUUGGUUUGGCUGGCACCUUCCGGUAUUUUAUUGGGUCAGUGGCGUCUGCGAUCUAUAUCAGUGUCCUGAACAACGAACUCAAGGACAACCUGCAAGACGACGUUACUUCCGCAGCUCUGGGUGCAGGAUUGCCGGCGAGUUCCCUUGAGCAGCUGUUCGGAGCCAUCCAUGCCGGAAACCCUGCUGUCAUGGCCCAAGUUCCAGGAAUCAAUACCUCUAUUGAGGUUGCUGUUGCCUCUGCCGCCAAGACCGCGUAUGCGGACUCUUUUAAGACGGUCUUUCUUGUGUCAAUCGCGUUCUGUAACAGUGGAAAUCAUGUCGAGAUUCGCAAAAGCCAUGCCUUCAAUCACGACCAUGCAGAUGCAGAAAGGUACGAUGGCUACUUCGAGAAGGUUGUGUUUCGAGAGAAACGCCUGCUCAACACGGCGUCUACUCUGCAUUGGGCGUUGGCGAUUGAAGCGCUGCAAGAUUUCAGCGCACGUCAAAAUCAGGAAGAUGAAAGUGUAGACCAAGGCGAAGAGCAGGCUCGUCUCGAGGAAGAGGUUGAUUGA